This is a messenger RNA of Notechis scutatus (mainland tiger snake), 9252 nucleotides long. The record is from RefSeq and is a predicted model, not a curated record. Lineage: Eukaryota; Metazoa; Chordata; Lepidosauria; Squamata; Elapidae.
GAUGGGGGUGAUUGGAACAUAAAAGCAGGUUGAGAUGAAAGUAUGGAUUUAGGGAAAAGAAGUGCAGGGUUAUCUAGACUGCAAAGAUCUGAGUGACCACUAGUUAACAGCAAGAAUUUGGCAAGUUAUAUUUCUUUGCUGCUUUCUGGUGCUUUUAUGUUUUUGCAACCCCCCAAAAUGACUUAAAAGUUACUGCAAAAGAGGUGUUAGGCAAGUCUCCUUGAGGAGAGCAGUCCGAAGUCAACAUUUCUUAGCAUAUCUUAAAUGGUAAGAAAAGUAAAUUUUCAAAUAAUAUUGACUCAGGCUGUCUCUACAGGCUAAAUUCAGCAAUAGGAAACAAUCCAGAAGCUACAAAAGGAGAUGAAAACAUCAGUAGGUUGCUAUUAGUUUGGUUUAGAUCUAAAGUGGGCAAGAGUGCUUUGAAUCCACAUCUUCAUAAGAUGUUUUUAUGGUGCUCACUCCCAGCCACUUUCUGGAAAACUCAAGUGAUUGCAACACAUUUAUUGAUUAUGUGCCAUUAAGUAGUUUUUGACUCCUAGCAACCAUAUAGAUAGAUUUUCUCCAUAAUGAUCUAUCCCUAACCUGUUCUUUCAGGUCGCAUGAAUGAUGGUGCACUCAUCACUAUCUGAGUCCAUCCACCUCUGGUUAUCCUUUUCUUUCCUUCUACUUUUCCCAGCAUCAGAUCCUUUCCCAGGCUUCACAUAAUGUGUCUGAAGUAGAGUAAUUUGAGCAUGGUUAAUUGUGCCUCCAGUGAGAACUUGGAUUGAUUUGUUCAAUGAGCCAUUGAUUUGUUUUCUUGGCUGUCCAUAAUAUUCUCAGGAGUCUUUUUCCAAUACCAAAGUUCAAAAAUGUCAAUACCUCUUCCUAUCCUGCUUUGUCAAAGUCCAGCUUGCAUUUCUAUGGAGUGUCAUAGGGAAUAUAUGGCUUGCAAGAUUCUAAUCUCUGUAGGUAUAGACAGAUCACAGGAUUUGAACACGUUUUCUUCAUGUUUACCAAAUGCUUGUUUAUUUGUUCCUUUAUUGUUGAUUGUUGAUCCUAAAAGAAGCUUCCAUCACCUCAGUAUCUUUAGUCUCAAUUCUGAGGGUGGUUUUUCCCGUUGUCAUUAGCUUGCUCUCCUUUAUAUUUUAGUCCAGUUUUUUCCACAAAACUCAUUGACGUUUAGUACUAGAGCUUACAGAUACUUUGCAUUUUCAGUUAUCAGGGUAGUGUUAUCAGCAUAUUUCAGGUUACUGAUGUUUCUUUCUCCUAUUUUAAAAUCACGCUUAUCUUCUUCCUAUCCAGCUUCCCUUAAUGUAGAUUCUUCACAUAGGUUGAAUAAACAAGGAGAGAAUAUGCAAUCUUGUCACAUUCCUUUGCCAAUCUAGAGCCAGCAUAUUUCACCAUCUUCCAUCUAUACUGUAGCUUCCUGAUCUGUAUAGAACAUGAGGAUAAUGAGAAGUUCUGGGAUUUCCACUUUUCUGAGCACUUUCUAUAGCUUGAUGUAAUCAACAUAAUCCAAGAUUUUUCUAUAAUUGAUGAGUUUUCUUUAUUAUUCUUUGGCUUUCUCAAUUAUCCAGAUUGCAUCAGUAAUGUUUCAUGUUCUUUGGCCAUUUCUAAAGCUAGCUUGACCAACUGGUACUUCUUUUUCCAGGUAGGGCUCUAAUCUGUGCUGAAUGAUCCCAAGCAUUCUUUUGCUAGCAUGUGAAGUUAAGAAUGUUGCAUGAGUUUACGUGCUCUGUUAAGUCUCUUUAUCUUGGUAUUGGAAUGUAGAUUGACUUCUUCCAAUUUGUUGGCCAUGGUGUUAUUCUCUAGUUUUGCUGGCAUGACUUGGUUAGAACUAUCACUGGUUCUUCUUCUGUUGCUUGCUAUAUUUCAGUGGGAUUCCAUAAGUUUCUCUAUUAUCACGUUUUGACUUGAUAAUGGCCAGAGCACUGAUCUAACAUCUAGUAGUAGAUGUUUUUGUAAAUAAGGAAUAUUUUAUAAGGUAUUUCAGAUGUUGAAAUAUUCUUCUAUAUAGUGUUUCAGUAUACCCCUUCCAACUUCCUUUGAUCUCCUUUGGUUUCUGGCUGUCCACUGACUUCUUUAGCACUACCAAAUUGAGAUUAGGACUUUCUUCUGAGUUCAGAAAUCUUUUCAAAGACUUUUUUCCAUCUCUAGUGUCUUGUGUCUUCUAACAGCUCUCUGAAAAUCUUUGUUAAGCUCUUUUCUGAGGCUUUUUGUUGAUCUUGGCUUUGGCUUCUCUACUUGGCAAUUUCCACAGUUUGUUCUAACAUCCAGUUUGCUUUCUUCUCUUUCUACAUUUUGGCCGUCUCGUUUGACAUUCAUCCUUAAUAACUUAUUUGAACUUCAUUCCAUAAUUCCUAUGGUUCUCUAUCAGUGAAGAUCAAGAUUUCAAAGUGAUUUCUGAUGUUCUUGAAAAUGGUUUUCCUAAUGUAAAGCUUAGCAACAAAGAUGGAGGUGCUGCAGUGUGACGGCUGUGAUUUUCGAGCACCUUCCUAUGAAGAUCUUAAAGCUCACAUCCAAGAUGUUCAUACUGCAUUUUUGCAGCCCACGGAUGUUGCUGAAGAAACUCCUAGCCCAUCGAGAUUUGGUUCCAUAAACAGUGACCAGGCUGAGGUGGAGUAUUCUUUGGUAAAAGAUGAAUUUGCAGUGGCAGAUGGGAUGGCAGGGCAAAAUGCAGCUCAGCUGGGAACUGGCAAUUACUAUAGCCAUAGCCAGGGUUAUUAUGGCCAACAUAUGCUCUCCAAAUCAGCAAGCAAGUUUUUCCAGUGUAAAUACUGUGUACGUUAUUUCCGAUCCAAAAACCUUCUCAUAGAACAUACCCGGAAAGUCCAUGGUGCUCAGACUGGAAGCUCUCCAACUGGAUCCACAAGUGCUGGUUCCUUAAACUACAACAUCAUGAUGCACGAAGGCUUUGGGAAGGUAUUUUCGUGCCAGUUCUGCACCUACAAAUCUCCAAGACGUGCACGGAUUAUAAAACAUCAGAAGAUGUACCACAAAAACAGCCUGAAGGAGAGCUCAACCCCUCCUGCUUCUUCAGCUGCUAUAUCUGAAUCAACCUCUACGUCUGUCUCGAUGCAGGAUUCGUGCAAGGAGCUUCCAGCUGAAGUUGUUGAGCGUAGUAUUUUGGAGUCUAUGGUCAAGCCUUUAACCAAAUCAAGAGGCAACUUCUGCUGUGAAUGGUGUACCUACCAGACACCCCGAAGGGAACGUUGGUGUGAUCAUAUGAUGAAGAAGCACCGAAGCAUGGUGAAAAUACUGUCCAACCUGAGGCAGCAACAGGAUGGGACCAAUAUGUCAGAUGUUGUAAGCAAGAGUCCCCCAAGCCCUCCCCCAAACUCUAACUAUAUACCCAUGAAUGCUUCUGGGCGAGAGAUGCCCAACGCAACUGUCCCAAACUACAGGAGUUCAGUAAACAAUUCUCUUAUCAGGUCCAACGCCUCUUCAAAAUUUUCUUCUGCUUCCUAUUCUCAGAUGAAACAUAAGGCUCCUCACAACUCGGGCAUUGUUAAUUUGUCUGACCGAUCUCGUUAUGGGGUUGGUGACAUGACAAAUUCUACUGAUCUGGAUACCAACAGCAUGUUGAAUGACUCCAGUUCGGACGAUGAGCUCAAUGAAUUAGACAGCGAGAAUGGGUUGAACUCUAUGGAUCACCAAAGCUCGGGACUAACUGCUGAGCAGCUGAUGGGAUCUGAGGGCCACAAGUUACUGGAAACCAAGGGGAUCCCCUUUAGAAGGUUUAUGAAUAGGUUCCAGUGCCCUUUCUGCCCUUUCCUUACCAUGCAUCGGCGAAGCAUUUCUCGCCACAUUGAAAACAUCCACCUCUCUGGAAAGACGGCCGUCUACAAAUGUGAUGAAUGUCCUUUCACCUGCAAGAGCUCUUUCAAGCUUGGUGCUCAUAAGCAGUGUCACACCGGUGCAGCAUCGGACUGGGAUGCCGUGAAUUCCCAAACUGAAAGUAUAGCUUCUUCUUUAAACGAAAGUACCAUAUCCUAUGAAGGGGGAAACAUAAACGGCAGGAAAUCCGGGGGGAUCAUGGAUUCCAUGCAGCAGCAGCAACAGUCUCCGCAGUCCAAUUCGCAGCACCCGUAUAAAUGCACCAUGUGCAAUUAUUCCACCACGACUUUGAAAGGUCUUCGGGUUCAUCAGCAGCACAAGCACUCGUUUUGCGAUAACUUGCCAAAAUACGAGAGCCCAUCAGCAAAUACCCUGCAAGACAGCGAGCCCGAUGCUCAUGCUUCUCCCAGCACUGUGAAGAAAAGCCAGACCUCAAUUCUUGGACUGUCUUCUAAAAACAACUUUGUAGCAAAAGCCUCCAGGAAGAUGUCCAAUGACUUCCCCUUAGAUCUGUCCCCAGUCAAGAAAAGAACCAGAAUUGACGAGAUUGCCAGUAAUUUGCAAAGCAAAAUCAAUCAGAACAAGCAGCAGGAAGAUGCAGUCAUUAAUGUGGAGGAUGAUGAAGAGGAAGAGGAUGACAAUGAAGUGGAAAUAGAAGUAGAACUGGACAAGGAAGAAGAACAAACAGAACCACUGAUGGAAAUAGCGGCAUUUGCUUCCCAGCAGAUAUGGGGAAGAGACACAGGUGAUCCUCAGAAAGAGCCCAACUACAGGAAUAUCCCCCAUGAUUACAGCUCCACCAAUGGGGCAGAAAUUGAGCUAACUAUAUCUGAGGAUGAGGAAGAAUAUUAUUGUUCUUCGGUGGGUUUGAAGGACCCAGGACUGAAUUCAUCUAUUCUAGGCAGCCAGGUAAGCCUAUAUGGAUCUGAUCAAAACAAUGAGAAUUCAGAUUUUGGUGAUUCUGGAAGGCUUUAUUAUUGUAAACACUGUGAUUUCAGCAACAAAUCUGCCAGGAGUGUUAGCACUCACUACCAACGGAUGCAUCCCUACAUUAAAUUCAGCUUUAGGUAUAUUCUUGAUCCCAACGACCACAGUGCAGUGUAUAGGUGUCUUGAAUGUUACAUUGAUUAUACAAACUUUGAAGAUCUGCAACAGCAUUAUGGGGAGCAUCACCCGGAAGCCAUGAAUGUAUUAAAUUUCGAUCAUUCUGAUUUGAUCUAUCGCUGUCGCUUCUGCUCUUACACCAGCCCCAAUGUUAGGAGCCUAAUGCCGCACUACCAAAGAAUGCAUCCGACCGUGAAAAUUAACAAUGCCAUGAUAUUCUCAAGUUACGUAGUGGAGCAACAAGAAGGGUUAAGCUCAGAAUCACAAACGCUGAGAGAGAUACUGAACUCUGCUCCGAAAAACCUGUCCACUUCGACCCCAGUUGCACGUGGGACUCAUGGCAUACCUGCUGCUUUUAACAAAAGUUCUUCAAAGGGCAAUAGCCCCGAAUCUGAAAGCCAAAAAGAGUCAACAGUCAACAGUGUUGUCGUUUAUGAUUGUGAUGUCUGCUCCUUUGCAAGUCCCAACAUGCAUUCCGUCUUAGUGCAUUACCAGAAGAAACAUCCCGAUGAGAAGGCUUCGUAUUUUAGGAUUCAAAAAACAAUGCGUGUGGUGUCAGUAGAGAGGGGGUCUGCCCUGGCUCAGAUGGCUUAUGAACUGGGGUCACCUGGCUCUCCCAAAAUGUCACCGUUACCACCUCCACCACCUCCAGACCUUACCACGGAGCUUUACUACUGCAAACAUUGCUCUUACAGCAACCGGUCAGUGGUUGGGGUACUAGUGCACUACCAGAAAAGGCACCCAGAGAUAAAAGUGACUGCCAAAUACAUUAGGCAGGCACCCCCGACUGCAGCAAUGAUGAGAGCUGGAGAGAUACCUCCUGGUGUUCGUAGACCUGCCGUUUCUAUGCAGCACCUGAAUAGGGACGGCUCUGAUGGUACUGUAGCUCCAGCAGAGAAUGAGAUGUUCUUCUGCCAGCACUGUGAUUAUGGAAACCGGACUGUAAAAGGGGUCCUUAUUCAUUACCAAAAGAAGCAUCGUGAUUUCAAAGCCAAUGCAGAUGUAAUUAGGCAACACACCGCCACCAUCAGGAGCCUCUGUGACCGGGGUCAGAAAAAUUCCCCUGGUGGCUUACAAAUUCCUACUUCUGGUUCCGAGCAAGAAAGGGCUAAGUUAAGAGCUCUCAAAUGCAGGCAGUGCUCUUAUACAUCUCCUUAUUUCUACGCAUUGCGGAAGCACAUUAAAAAGGACCAUCCAAGCUUGAAGGCUACUGUCACAUCUAUUUUAAGGUGGGCAUUUUUGGAUGGUUUAAUAGAAGCUGGAUAUCACUGUGAAUGGUGUAUCUAUUCUCACGCGGAGCCCAGUGGCCUGCUUGUGCAUUACCAAAGGCGACAUCCUGAACAUUACGUUGAUUACACAUAUAUGGCAACAAAACUCUGGGCAGGGCCAGAUCCUUCACCCCCAGCCUUACUAAUACCAUCAGAAAUGAAAAUAUAUAGGUGCAGAGACUGUAUUUUUGAAGCCUCUUCCAUUUGGGAUAUCACUAAUCACUACCAAGCUUUUCACCCUUGGGCUAUGAAUGGAGAUGAAUCGGUGUUACUAGAUAUUAUCAAGGAAAAAGAUGCUGUUGAUAAAAUGAACCCAGUAUCUGAUGGUAUUGGUGCCAGAAUAAUUUCAGAGGAUCAUUUAGGAUUGCCACAAGGAGACCCAGAUACGGAAUAUGCAGAAGAGUCAAACCUUAUCCAAGAUAAAGCUCUUCAGCUUACCUCUGUGAAUCCUGCAAUAUCCUCUACGCCGUACCAGUGCACAGUGUGCCAGUCUGAAUAUAACAAUUUGCAUGGACUUCUCACCCAUUAUGGAAAAAAACAUCCCGGGAUGAAAGUUAAAGCUGCAGAUUUUGCACAAGACAUUGAUAUUAAUCCAGGAGCGGUGUACAAAUGUAGGCAUUGUCCUUACAUUAACACACGCAUUCAUGGCGUUCUUACCCAUUACCAGAAGAGACAUCCUUCUGUGAAGGUUACGGCAGAAGAUUUUGUGCAUGAUGUGGAGCAACCCGCUGAUAUGAGCCAGAAUGACGUGGAGGAAACGAGCAGGAUUUUCAAGCAAGGGUAUGGUGCUUACAGGUGUAAAUUGUGCCCCUACACGCAUGGCACUUUGGAGAAGCUCAAAAUUCAUUAUGAGAAAUACCAUAACCAGCCUGAAUUUGAUGUAUUUGCACAGUCUCCUCCAAAAUUCCCUGCCUCCAUGGAGCCCGAAGUUCUUGCUGAAAUUAAGCCCUCCCCUGAGAUGGUCCCAGAAGAUCUCCUGGGGGACGAUUCACUACCAUCAUCCCACUUCUCUAGUUCCCAUUUGGUUUCUCAUACUGUGUUCCGCUGCCAACUUUGUAAGUAUUUUUGUUCUACCCGGAAAGGGAUAGCUAGGCACUACCGAAUAAAACACAACAAUGUUCGGGCACAGCCAGAAGGCAAGAACAACCUGUUUAAAUGUGCCCUCUGUUCCUACACAAACCCUAUUCGUAAAGGUCUGGCUGCGCAUUACCAGAAGCGGCAUGACAUUGAUGCUUACUACACACAUUGCUUAGCAGCCUCAAGGACUAUAAGCGACAAACCCAACAAAGUGAUCAUCCCCUCACCCCCCAAGGAGGACUCUCCUCAGCUAAGUGAGGAACUGAGAAGGGCAGUGGAGAAGAAGAAAUGCUCCCUCUGCUCCUUCCAGUCCUUCAGCAAAAAAGGCAUAGUUUCCCACUACAUGAAACGCCAUCCUGGAGUAUUCCCCAAGAAACAGCACGCCAGCAAGCUUGGGGGUUACUUCACUGCGGUGUACGCGGACGAGUAUGAAAAACAGCAGCCUCCCCCGGAAGAGAGGAAUGAUUUUGAGAAGCCCGAAGUGGAGGUGGAGGCUCCAGAGAUGGAGUGGCUUCCCUUCCGGUGCGUCAAAUGCUUUAAGCUGUCCUUCAGCACGGCCGAGCUGCUCUGCAUGCAUUACACUGACCACCACAGCAAGGACCUGAAGAGGGAUUUUACCAUCCUGGGAAGUGGGGCCCGUUUCCAAUGCAGGCACUGUGACAGUAAGCUGCAAAGCCUGGCGGAGCUGACCACCCACUUGAACGGCCACAAUGAGGAAUUCCAGAAACGUGCCAAACGCCAAGAGAGGAGGAAGCAGCUUCUGAGCAAGCAGAAGUAUGCGGAUGGUGCUUUCGUAGAUUUCAAAGCAGAGAGGCCUUUUGGCAGCUUGGAAGAAGUUUCGAAAUUGAAAGAGAGGAAAGUUGUAGGAUACAAAUGUAAGUUCUGUGUCGAAGUUCAUCCGACUCUCCGAGCCAUCUGCAAUCAUCUUCGUAAGCAUGUGCAGUAUGGGAAUGGUUCUUCAGUCUCUACUGGAGUCAAACAGGAAGCUGAAGAUCCUUCACAUGCAGCUUUCUUGGAGGGUAUUGAGGGAGCCAAAGACCAUAUGGCCACUAUGGAACUUGCAGAAGCUGAAUCUGGACCAUCACUGGAAGAUGAAACCAGACCUGGUGGCUACCAUUGCAGCCAGUGUGAUCGGGUUUUGAUGUCUAUGCAGGGUCUACGAUCGCACGAGAGGAGUCACUUGGCCCUGGCCAUGUUUACUCGUGAAGACAAGUACAGCUGCCAGUACUGUUCCUUUGUUUCUGCAUUCAGGCACAACCCUUCAGGAGACUCAAAUCUACUCUUCUGGCAGAGUUUGGAUCGCCAUAUGCAAGCACACCAUGGACAUCACAAACCAUUCCGCUGCAAACUCUGCCCUUUCAAGUCCUCGUAUAAUAGCCGGCUGAAAACUCACCUCCUCAAAGUCCAUGCUGGUGAACAUGCGUACAAAUGUUCCUCCUGUUCAUUUUCCACCAUGACAAUCAGCCAGCUAAAAGAGCACUCCCUGAAAGUGCAUGGGAAGGCAUUGACACUACCAAGACCACGAAUUAUCGGCCUUGUAACCUCGCAUGCCUCCAAGAACCACACUACUGCUGAAGAAGCGGAAGACUCGAAUGAUGCUUACUCAUCAGUCUUGGGGAGCUGGGGGGAAUGUUGGAACCCCAUCUUGAUGCAUGUGCAGAGGGCCAGGCUUCCUUCCAAAAGUCUUUGCUGUAGAAGAAGAAUCACAGUUAGAGAUUCUUCCUAUUCAGAACCUCCAGAUGUCCAGCAACAACUGAACCACUAUCAGUCCGCAGCCUUGGCAAGGAAUAAUAACAACAUUAGCCCCGUCCCACUUUCUGGAGGAGACCAGAAAGCUGAAGCCAUCCUUAACUGUGAAUUUUGUGAAUUCACUUCGGGUUACAUACAGAGCAUUCGGCGUCAUUAUCGUGACAAGCACGGAGGGAAGAAGUUGUUCAAGUGCAAAGACUGUUCAUUUUACACAGGCUUUAAGUAAGUUGCUACACUG